UACUGAAUGUAUAUUCCAUAGAACCCUGCCUCCUGACACAAUAUCCUGUAUCUGCCAUAGAGCCCAAUGCUGCUUAUCACUAACAAUGAACAUAAUCAUUUGAUCAGAGAUAGGACAAUAACUAAACAACAUUAUUUAUGAAGUUAACCAGAUCUCAUUGGUGCCCACAGUCCCUACAUGAAGGAGGGUUGAGUGACAGGAGAAAUCUGAUUGGUCCUGUUUGUUCUGUAUAUAGUGAUGUAGUCUACCACACAGAACUCACCUCUCUGUUUUACACCAUAGUCUCAAGUUCAGAGUAUUUACAACAUGAGACCCAGGAGGACAAGCUGAAGAGGGAGGCAUCAGCUGGUGAGCUUGAGUUGAAGAUGGAAAAAGAAUUAAAAGAGAAUGAUAUGACCCAGGAAGUGAGAGAGAAAGAGAGACUCCUGGGGGAGAAGAACCAGAUAAUGGGACAGAGGGAGAAACUAUUAGAAGAGAAAGAAAACCAACUGGAAGAGAAAGACAAGCAACUAAAGGAUAGAGACAUUCAACUAGAGACACUGAGAAAGAACCUGCAGGACAAGAACAGCCAAGUAGAGAACUUCAGAAUCCUACUGCAGGAAAAAGACCUUCAACUAGAGGACAGACACAAACUGGGAGAGAAGGACAGACUACUGGAAGAGAGAGAUAAACAGCUGGAAGAGAGAGAUAAAGUACUGGAGGGAAAAGAAAACGAACUAAAAGAGAGGAGACAGGAACAAGAAAAGAAAGAUAACCUACUAGAGGAGAGAGAGAAGCAGUUAAAGGAAAGAGACAAACAGCUGGAGGAUGUCAACAAUGAAAAUGCUGAACUGGAACCUGGAGAGACGUCAGAUACAGGUUCCAUACUCCCAGUCAGGAGGAGACACAGCAAGGAGCUUCCUCCAGACAUGGGAGGAGAGACCUCAGAUACAGACCCCACACUUCCACUGAGGAGGACAAACAGCAUGGAGUUAAAUCCUCCAGAGAUGGGAGGAGAGAGCAGCAGUCCAGACUCCCCAGUGUCUCCCAGUGUGUCUGAGCUGAGACUGGUGCUGCUGGGGAGGACUGGGGCUGGGAGGAGUGCAGCAGGAAACACCAUCCUGGGCAGAGAGGCGUUUGGGGCCCAGGCCAGCCCCUCUGCAGUGACCCAGAGGAGUAAGAGGAGAGAGGGGGAUGUGUGUGGGAGACGGCUGGUGCUGGUGGACACUCCAGAAUGGUUCUGUCCUGGACUCUCUCUGGAGGAGAUGAGACAGGAUGUGGGGCUCUGUGUCCGUCUGUCUGCCCCGGGACCCCACGCCUUCCUCCUGGUCAUACCAGUGGAGCCCUCUAAGGGGGAUGAGAGAAGGGUAAUGGAGAGAAUAGAGGAGAUGUUUGGGGAGGGUUGUUGGGAACACACUGUGAUUCUAUUCACCCAUGAUGAUGGCCUGAAAGAGCAGAGCAUUGAGGAGUUUCUCCAAGCAGGAAGUCAGGACCUCCAGCAGCUUGUAGAGAAGAGUGGGAGCAGGUACCACGUCCUCAACAUUAAGGACAGGGCCCAUGGCACUCAGGUAUCAGAGCUGCUGGAUCAGGUAGAGGAGAUGGUUGCAGGAAACAGAGAGAGAUUCUACAGCAGUCAGACCUACCAGGAGGCAGAGACCCAGGUUAGAGAGAUGGAGGGAAAGAUCCAGAGAGAGAGAGGAGAGAGGAAACAGAGGGAGGAGAGAGACUUGAGAGAGAGGCUUCAGAAGGAGAUGCAGGAUUCUCUGAUAAAGAUAGAGGGAGUGAUCCAGGAACAUGAGGGAGAUAUCAGAACACUCAGUGAAAGAACCAGUGAACUGGAGAGACAGGUGAAAGAAGAGAGGGAUGAGGAGAAGAAAAUAGAACUGGAGAGGGAGCUGAAGAGGGAGUCUGAUAGGAGGGAGGAGAUGGAGAGAAAGAUGGAGAGAUUUAGAGAGAAGACAGAGAAUGAGAGGAGGGAGAUGGAGGAGAGACACAGACAGGAGAUAGAGAUGAUGGAGAACUAUGAAGGAGAGGCCAGAGUUGAAGCAGAGAGAAACCUGAUGAAGAUAGUCCUACCUGAGUUACAGAGGAACAUGAUGAUCUCACAGACAAAGAUGCAGAGGGAGUUCAGCAGACAGAUGGAGGAGAAGAAUAGACAGAUGGAGGAGAAGAAUAGACAGAUGGAGGAGAAGAAUAGACAGAUGAAGGAGAAGCAUAGACUUAUAGAGGAGAAGGAUGGAGAAAUGGAGAGACUAAGACAGAACUUGAAAGAGGUCAGUGAAGCUCACUCAGUGUUGGAGGGGAGACUGCUGCAAGAGGGGAGAGGUCAGAGGGCACUGAUAGGGUUGUUGGGCUGGGUCAGGAGAAACUCAUCAAGUUGGCUUCUCCACAAUCUGACAUGAUUCACCAUCACCGUCUAUGUGUAGAACCAGACCAGGUCUACUGUCCACUGUACCGUGGUGAGUGACAGAGAGAAUACAGUAGACGGCACACGUCAAAUGUGUGAUUUAUGACCCUAUUUUAUGGGUCACGUGUGUAUGCCCAUAUAUGGACAUCCUGCAGGACAUCCUGCCUUCCGUUGUCACGCUCUCUAGGGAGUGCCCAUAUAUGUACGUUCUGUCAGGAAGUUCUCACACUAUCGAGUGAGUGUUUAUUUAACCAGAUAGUGCAUCUGUUCCUUUGAAGUAAAGCUGUCAUGAUGAUUGAUAUGUAGUGACCUCGUUGAACUGGGGACUGUGUUUGAACAUUUGAAAGAGUAUGGCCUCCCCUGUUGUAGUGAACUUAGGGCUGUUGUAUAUGACAACAGUAAUGCCCGGGGGUAUUGGACAGCCGCACUAUAAGUAGGCGCUGUCUACACUACAAUCGACCUCAAUAAACCCCAGAACGCUAAAGAAAUGAAACAUGUAUUUUGUGAUCAGUGAAACACACGUGAUGACAGUAACAACAGAAGCAGGACCUCGGUUAAAACAUCGAGAAAGGGAAGAGUAUAAAGCAACAAUAUACGAAGCGCCCAAAAAAGCGGUUU
Messenger RNA from Salvelinus namaycush (lake trout), 3004 nucleotides. RefSeq names its product trichohyalin-like. Gene Ontology annotation, molecular function: GTP binding. Bases 138 to 2381 code for a protein of 747 amino acids. The record is from RefSeq and is a predicted model, not a curated record. The transcript has 5 exons. NCBI's taxonomy places the organism in Eukaryota, Metazoa, Chordata, Actinopteri, Salmoniformes, Salmonidae.